AUUACCGUGUCUCCACGAACAUGCGCCUCUAGAUGCAAAUUCUAAAAGGAAACGGAUUGUGCACGGUUUCUGAUGAAAGUAGAAGUUGUGUGUGCGGAGCCACGAUGUCUGACGUGCCCACUAAUAUAAACUCAGUGUUUAUGUCAAUACUCGGGCUGGGUCUGUUGUUCUUACAGUAAAGCUCCCGUGACCUUAUGAUAAGGCUUCUAAUAACAGCUGUUUCAGCCUGAUGAGUUAAAUGAAGGGCGGACUCCAGGCUCCUCAGAACCGGAACGACUUCCUUUUCGAGCAAGGAUCGAACAUCAUACAGGCGAAGUGGCGAACUGGGAUGCACCCAGUGACGGGCAGCAGCUGCACUGGUCCGAUCCGGAGGUUUACCUGAGCACAGGAGGAGGUGAGAGAGGAUGAGGAGAAGAGGGGAGCAGAGAGAGGACAAUGCCACGCUCAUCGGCAUGGAAACAAACCCAGAGAACAACUACGGCAGCAUCUCCAUGAAUGCAGCAGUUCAGCCUAGCAACAGGAAUAUGUUCAGUGAUGGAGCGACUCGAGUCGACUUCGUCUUGGUGUGGGAGGAGGGUAUGAGUGUUACCCCUGCCCACCUGGUGAAGAGGGAGGAGUUUCUGAACAGACUGACACUCUCUGGACUGCUGCAUGAACAGAAGGAAGUUCUCCAGGCAAAGAAGAAGAUUUGUUUUGCCCUGCUUAGUGCUCCUUGGAGUGUCCUCUGCUAUUUCGCUGAGGAGAUCAGUCUGAGAGUCCCUCUGCAGGUGGUCACCACUCCAGUCAUCAACUGGUCUGAGCAGAUCCUGUCCCAGCUGUCCCUCCACAGCCCUCUGUCCCAGGAUGUCCCCAACCCCCCACCUGAUUACUACACCUGUCAGUUCAGGACCAACAAGCUGCAAAGGUUUCUGGGCAGUGACAACAAAGACACGUUCUUCAAGAUGACUCAGAGACACCAAGUGGUGUAUGAGAUUCUGGCCAGGACCCCGUAUGGUUCGGUGGACAAGGGGGAGGUAGGAAUCAACCGAUUGCUGAGUGAGAAUGUCUUCACUGCUGCCUAUCCGUUGCAUGAGGGUGGCUAUCAGCCACCCACUCCGCCAUUUCCCCCUGAGUCUUUAGGUUUGAGACAGAUCCUGUAUGUGUAUUGGGCCCAGUGGUCCUGUUGGAGGCGCUACCAACCUCUGGAUCACAUCAGGGAGUACUUUGGAGAGAAGAUAGCACUUUACUUUGCCUGGCUCGGUUUAUACACUUGCUGGCUGUUACCUGCAUCUGUCGUUGGGACCGUGAUCUUCCUGGUUGGGUUCUGGCUCGUGGCCACUGAUGUUCCAGCGAAGGAGGUGUGUGACAGUGGAAACACCUUCAUCAUGUGUCCUCUCUGCAACAUCUGCUCCUAUUGGAACUACUCCAGCAUCUGUGUCCCCUACAAGGUGGGUCUCCUGUUUGAUAAUGGAGGGACAUUGUUUCUCAGUGUCUUCAUGUCUCUGUGGGCUGUCACCUUCCUGGAGUACUGGAAGAGAAGCUGUGCAGUUCUGUCUCACCGCUGGGACUGCUACGACUUUGAGGAGAUAGAGGAGCGGCCUCGUCCAGAGUUCACAGCUAUGGCGCCACUGACCAUAAGGAACCCAGUGACCGGGGAAGAAGAACCUUACUUUCCUGAAAACAAACGAUUAAAGAGAAUUUUGUCUGGCUGCAUGGCCAUCAUCACCAUGAUUGCUGUGGUGUUGAUAUUCCUCAUGGGCGUCAUUCUGUAUCGCACCAUCCUCAGCAUCAUCAUCUUCAAGUCUAAAAAAAGAUUCUACAUCUUCUCUGCUGAUAAGAUAGCCAGUUUUACAGGAUCACUGUUGAAUCUGCUGGUCAUCCUCAUGUUGUCCAGAGUUUACACUGCACUGGCACGUGUCCUUACCCGCUGGGAGAUGCAUCGCACACAGACCAAAUAUGAAGAUAUGUUCAUCCUCAAAGUUUUCAUCUUCGAGUUCAUCAACUUCUACUCGUCUCCAAUUUACAUCGCCUUCUUCAAAGGCAGGUUUGUUGGUUACCCUGGAAACUACAGCACUCUGUUUGGGGUUCGCAAUGAAGACUGUGGAGCAGGCGGGUGCCUUAUUGAACUGGCUCAGGAGAUGCUGGUCAUCAUGGUGGGAAAACAGCUGAUCGGUAACAUCCAGGAGUUCGCUGUCCCGAAGCUGAAGUCGUGGUGGCAGAGGAGGAAGAUGAAUACUCGGCUGAAGGAGGAUGAAGUCAAGGAGGCUCAUAUGGAGGAGCAGCAGGAGGAAGGGGUCUCUCCCUGGGAGGCAGACUACCAGCUGCUAGAAUGCGAGGGACUGUUCAGCGAGUACCUGGAGAUGGUGAUUCAGUUUGGUUUCAUCACCAUCUUUGUGGCGGCGUGUCCUCUUGCUCCUCUCUUCGCUCUCAUUAAUAACUGGGUUGAGAUGCGAUUGGAUGCUCAGAAGUUUGUGACUGAAUAUCGCCGCCCUGUGGCGGAGCGAGGUCAAGACAUUGGCAUCUGGUUCUCCAUCCUGCAGUUCAUCACCCACACGGCUGUCCUCAGCAACGCAUUCCUCAUAGCAUUCACCUCGUCCAUUGUACCUCGUCUGUAUUAUCGCUAUACCAGAGACAGCACACUGACCGGCUUUAUCAACUUCACUCUGGCAACAUCGCCCCACAGCUACAGCCAGGAACACCAGAACACCACCUGCAGGUAUCUGGGAUUCAGGGAUAAAAAUGGUGAAUAUCUGCCAGAGUACUAUCACCUCCUUGCCAUACAACUGAGUUUCAUCAUCAUCUUUGAGCAUGUGGUCUUCCUCAUUGGAUUUCUGAUCAACAUGAUGGUUCCUGACAUCCCAGAGGAGGUGGAGGUGAAGAUGAAGAGGGAGCGCUACAUGGCUAAACAGGCACUGGCUGAGAACCAGUCUUUGAUGAAUACCAUAAUUCCUGAUGAUAUGGAGUCCCCUUCUAGCAGCAUACGAUGGCGUGGAUCUAGACCCUCACCCUCACAGAGCAACUCCCCCCCAUCAAAUCUGGAGGAGAUCCCUGAGGAAACCGACACACCAGGAAGCUGCUGAGAUGAAGCACACAUGCCCUCUGCUGCAUGUCAUCCUUUACCUCAGUGUCCACAUCUACAUGACUGAGCUUCUGUUUUUGAUCAAUCUCACUGACCGCUCUAAAAACCACUGGGAGAUCUACAAGAACUGUGACCUUUAAGGUCUGAGGAGAACUUUGCAAGACCUACGUCAAUGUAAAUCUAGACGUACAUUGUCAGAUCUAUAAGAACUAUGAGUUGUAAUUCUGGAGCUCAGUUGAAUUAAUUGAUCCACAUGAAUUGAUGCGAGUUGAGGUGGCCAAUAUGCAUACAUAUUCCUGUUAGAGGAUCAGGAAUGAUGUACUGUUAGAAGGUAGAAUUACAAACUGUAGUUUGGUAAGCUGCAGCCCCUUGAAAACAAAAAGGUCUUGUGUUACACUGUUCAGUGAGUACAGUGUAUACAGGGAUACUACAGCUCAACACUGCAGCAGAGUGUAAUGUGAUAUAGGAACAUUUGAGACAUGUACAGUUUUUGACUCGCAUGAAACUUAUCAAUGGUUCUUUGAGCUAAAAAGUAUGAUAUCAAUGCCUAAUGUCUCAAUUCACCAGCAAUCUCAAGAGUAAAAAUCAACUACUGUCACCCCACUCUUAUGUCACACCUGGGCAGUGUUGUCUAAGAGAGAACCAUGUUGUUUACAUGAAAUUUAAUGCUGUUAUAACAAUGCUAGAUAAACAAAGUUACCACCAUCCAACCCACUACUCACAGGAAAUGUGGCUAAAAAGGUUUCACACAAAUUCUCUGGUACAUUCUGACUGUUCAUCAGUAUUACUAACCCGAACACUUAACCUGUUUCUGCUGUUCGGCCUGUAAUACAAGCUACUGUUAGCCACAUUAUUACAUUGCAGCUAAUGUGGCUAGGUUAAACAGGCUAACUUCAUAAACAAGCAGUAAAAUAUUUUAAAAUAGCAACACUUAAAGCAUAAGGAUGUGAGUUAGACUCACUGACUGUUGCAAUAACCAAAAUGGAUCUGAGUGGGAGGAGAAUCUAUGACAUGAAUUGCUGCAUCAUUUCAUAUCAUGUCAUAAAGAGAGACAAAUCUGAACAGCAUGCUUGAUCAGGGGCUUUUUACAAAAGUGGAAAAAGCAAAACAGACAGGGACUUCUCGUUUCUCACGUUUUGUGUGUCUCUACACACCAGAGAUCCAUGUGAAUGUCAGAAAAUGCUCUAAAAGUGAAUUUUGCAUAAUAUGUAACCUUUAAUAGCAAUCUGAAUUUAGAAUUAAUAUGGUGCCCAUGUGACAUUUUAGGGGGCUUUAAUUUUUAAAUUCUACAUCAGAAUGCCCUGAUAAUUUCUGGGUCAUCAUUCAGCUCUAUAAGGACUGAGUUGAGUGCUUCACAUCCUUCCCAGCUUUGUUAGAAUUCUUGUAUUAUUUCAAGGUCACACAGAAGUCUGUGCAGGAGCUGUGGCUCAGGAAGUAGAGCAGUCAUUUUCCAGGUCAGCAGUUCAAUUCCCGUUCUCCCCAGUCCACAUGUUGAAGUGUCUUUGGGCAAGGCACUGAACCCCAAGUUGCUCCCAAUGGUCAGAGCAUGGACAGCACCACCAUUGGGGUACUAAUAAAAGUGAUUGUCAUGACUGUUGAUCUUACAGACAUCAUGUUGGACCUCUAUGCAUUUAGCACAGUAGUAGAUCUUGUACAAGGCGAGCCACGGGAAAGUAGCCUGCCUCUGGCAAUAGUAUGAACGAGCAAGUGAAUUGUUUUGGGGGUGGGUUACUUUUCCGUGGCCCACCCUGUAGAUGUCUAGUAGAGGUCGUGUAGAACUCAAAAGAGAUCUUAUCGAUCUAAUGGAUUGUGUCGACACACCCGACAAGAUAUCUGCUAGACAUCUAGAAUACAAGAGCUGGGUUGAAAUCUUGCAUGUCAGUAAAGAAAUUUGCAAUAGCCUAGAUCUCCUCAAGAGCUACUAGACUAUACAGAAUCUACAAGUGCUAAAUUUUUCGACAUCCUUACAAAGCACCCUGUAAGAGGAAAGAUCUUACCAUAAUGGUGAGACAUUUUCCACAACUUCUCUCAAACUAAACAGAAGCUUUACAAGGGCCAAGAGAUAUCUACACGUACUGCACGAUCUCAAGAGCUCAGCAGGGUCUGGAUACUGGAUUCUUGAUUUAGCUGACUUCAAAAAGCUGUAUGAGACCCAUAAAACAACAGAGCAUAAAGUAGUCAUACAAGAGAAGUAAAUGAGACCCUCUCAUAUAGACCUCUACAGGACCUAUAUGAGCCCUUCAAAAAGCCCUAAAGAGAUCCCAAAGCUCUACAGAUGCACUAAGUGACUAGGGCGGCAGGAAAUCCUUCACAGUGAUACUCAGUCAGAUCUGUUUAUUUUCUAUGAAUCUGACAUGUGUUUUUAAUAUAUUAUUGUCCUUGUAUAGAGAUAUUGGUAGAGAAAAUAUAUAAAACACUAACUGCCAUGAUAGAGUUUGCUGUUGAUUUUUGUUUUGUCUAAACUUGAUAAAUACUAUGCGACUUUCCUUUGCAAACUAUCCCAAGUGGCUGGGGCAGAAAACAUGAAGGCUUUCUUCCUCAUGUCUAUCCAAACAAUGGGGACAGACAGAAGAUUAUAGAAUAUAAAUAUACUAAUAUCAGAAUCAGAAUACGCUUUACUGGCCAGGUGUGUUGAACACAGAAGGAAUCUGACUCCUGUGCAGUAGUUUUCAAUGUGCAUGUACAGUGUUCUUCCUUAAGGAAGCAAAUAAAC
Messenger RNA from Monopterus albus (swamp eel), 5771 nucleotides. It is a transcript of the gene ano7, whose product is annotated as anoctamin 7. Gene Ontology annotation, molecular function: chloride channel activity; protein dimerization activity. The transcript is spliced from 24 exons. Bases 405 to 3059 code for a protein of 884 amino acids. Gene Ontology annotation, cellular component: plasma membrane. Gene Ontology annotation, biological process: calcium activated phospholipid scrambling; chloride transmembrane transport. The record is from RefSeq and is a predicted model, not a curated record. NCBI's taxonomy places the organism in Eukaryota, Metazoa, Chordata, Actinopteri, Synbranchiformes, Synbranchidae.